GGAGGUGGGAACCUGCGCUCUAAACAAGGAAAUAGACGUGGGAAAUAACAAUAGCAGCUCCUAGUAAACUAAAAGCGUAGUUGUGUUUAAAAAUGAGUAAAGUUGCGUUGAUUCUCGUUGUUUUUAAUGUAAUGAGUCCUGCUGUUGAAGCGCUGGACAACGGGCUGGCUCUGAAACCCACAAUGGGCUGGCUGCACUGGGAGAGGUUCAUGUGUAAUACCGACUGUGAGGCAGACCCUGACAACUGCAUCAGCGAACGUCUGUACAUGCAGAUGGCAGACAUGAUGGUGAAGGAGGGUUGGAAAGAGGCUGGUUAUGAGUACGUUUGCAUCGAUGACUGUUGGCCGUCCCACCAGCGGGAUGACCAAGGCCGCCUGCAGGCAGACCCCAAAAGAUUCCCCGGAGGGAUCAAGAAAUUGGCCGAUUAUGUUCAUUCUAAAGGCCUGAAGUUGGGCAUUUAUUCAGAUGUUGGAGAUAAAACCUGUGCUGGAUAUCCAGGCAGUCUGGGUUACUACGAGACUGAUGCUCAGACAUUUGCAGACUGGGGUGUGGACCUGCUUAAGUUCGAUGGCUGCAACAUGAAGUGGACCUCACUCGGAGAAGGUUACAUCAACAUGUCCAAAGCUCUGAACAAAACUGGAAGAAGUAUCCUGUACUCCUGUGAGUGGCCUUUGUACGAGUGGCCUUUUCAAAAGCCAAACUACACCGCUAUCCGUGAGACUUGCAACCAUUGGCGCAAUUUCAAUGAUGUGUUUGACUCGUGGAGCUCGGUCAAGUCCAUCAUGGAGUGGACUGCUUCCCAUCAGGACAUAAUUGUCCCAUCAGCUGGGCCUGGAGGCUGGAAUGACCCAGAUAUGCUCGUAAUUGGGAACUUUGGUCUGAGUCACAGCCAGCAGGAGUCUCAAAUGGCCCUAUGGGCCAUCAUGGCCGCUCCCCUGUUCAUGUCUAAUGAUCUACGGGACAUUUGUCCUCGCUCCAAGAAGCUGCUGCAGAACAGGUGGAUCAUAGACAUAAACCAGGACCCGCUAGGCAAGCAGGGGUACCGAACUGCCAAGGGGAACAGUUUUGAAGUUUGGGAGAGACCCCUUUCUAAGAACCGCCUGGCCAUUGCAGUGCUGAACCAGCAGGAGAUUGGAGGGCCGAGGGGGUUUGCCAUCAGAGACGUCCCUGGCUGGAAGUACUGCGACCCUCAGUGCAAUGUGACCCUGAUCCUGCCCCAGUACAAGGAGAUGGGGGUCCAGCCUAAAGGCAGUGAGCUUGUCUUGCCUGUAAACCCUUCAGGAACUGCUCUGCUGACAGUCAGUCUCAUCAGCAGAGACUUCAACAAGCUUCACUGGAAGAAGACAUCUGUUUAACAAAACCUCAUCUGGCUGCAAUUCUCAUUUUCACCCAAUUUUUGCAUCUAGUUCUGGAUUUUUGGAACAUUCCAGGCAUUUGAACUCUGAUCAACCAUAUGCCUCACCUUACGUUACUGAAAUUAAAACGUUUAAACCAACAGUUUGACAUU
Cyprinodon tularosa is the source of this 1507-nucleotide messenger RNA. RefSeq names its product galactosidase, alpha (gene gla). The record is from RefSeq and is a predicted model, not a curated record. Gene Ontology annotation, cellular component: cytoplasm. NCBI's taxonomy places the organism in Eukaryota, Metazoa, Chordata, Actinopteri, Cyprinodontiformes, Cyprinodontidae. Bases 93 to 1355 code for a protein of 420 amino acids. Gene Ontology annotation, molecular function: alpha-galactosidase activity. The transcript is spliced from 7 exons. Gene Ontology annotation, biological process: oligosaccharide metabolic process; glycosylceramide catabolic process; glycoside catabolic process.